Pimephales promelas (fathead minnow) is the source of this 2106-nucleotide messenger RNA. NCBI's taxonomy places the organism in Eukaryota, Metazoa, Chordata, Actinopteri, Cypriniformes, Leuciscidae. The record is from RefSeq and is a predicted model, not a curated record.
GCUUGAUGAGAUCUGUCGCUCAGACGAGCUGUAACGGGACGGGCUGAGGCGCUUAAUCCGUCCGCUUCACAUGCAAACACAAUAACCCGCUCAAACUUACAGUUUCACCCUUGAUAACAACAACGUCAACCGCAGGCAAUCAUGGAUAUUGACGUGCCUGUUAUUUUGUCCGCACUUUUCUUUACGAUUAUUGCCAUUAUAGUUGCAUCGACGCUUCUGGCGAAGAAACCGGAGCAAAAAAAAGAUCAGAAACAGAAACAACACGAGGAGAGAUCAGAGCGGGUUACUGCGUAUCAGCAGCCCAGAGAGGAGCGACCCUCCCCGGCUCCUGCUCCUGCUCCUGCUGCUGCCCCCGUACAGGAGCUGGUUACUGAAAAGAAAAGGGAAGAGCCCGCUCCAGUCGCUCCAGUUGUAGAAGCUGAAGUCAUCGCGGUGAAACAAACACCUGUACAGGCAGAGAUUAAGGCUGAGGAGAAGGCAGCUGUUGAGCCCAAACAGGAAGAGCCCGCUGCUGUCGCCCCUGUGAUUGAGGAAGUCGGUGUUGUAGAGGAACAGCCUGCAGUUGAACCAGAGGUUAUCCCUGCACAAGAAACGCCUGUCCAGGCAGCUCCAGAGCCCGAGCCUGUAUCCAAAGCAGUCGUAGAAUCCGCACCUGUGGAAGAGCCCGUCCCAGUGCAAGAGCCAGUGCCUGAGCAGGCUCCCAUCAAGUCACCAGAACCAGUGACUGCGCCAGUAGAAGAGCCAGUGAAGGAGUCUGUCCCAGAACCAGUGGCUGCCCCAGUAGAAAAGCCAGUGAAGGAGUCUGUCCCAGAACCAGUGGCUGCCCCAGUAGAAGAGCCAGUUAAGGAGUCUGCCCCAGAACCAGUGGCUGCCCCAGUAGAAGAGCCAGUGAAGGAGUCUGUCCCAGAACCAGUGGUGGCUGCCCCAGUGAAGGAGUCCGUCCCAGAACCAGUGGCUUCCCCAGUAGAAGAGCCAGUGAAGGAGUCUGUCCCAGAACCAGUGGCUGCCCCAGUAAAAGAGCCAGUGAAGGAGUGUGUCCCAGAACCAGUGCCUGAACCUGUCCCAGAGGUGCCCGUCCCUGAACCCACCCCCGAACCAAUAUCAGUGCCUGCCCCAAAAAAAACAUCUGCACUCCGCUCAAAACCUGUUUCUGUGCCAACCCCUGAACCAGCGCCCGUCCCAGAGCCAUCAUCCGCACCCGCCCCCGAAGCAGCAUCUGUGGCCGUCCCCGAGAGCUCACCCGUGGCCGAAUCCCUUCCAGAGGUCCUAGAGAAUAAUGAUGUGGCCGCCGCUUUAGUGGCAGACGAGGGCGAGGCCGGUAACAAGAGGACCGCCAAGUUUGAGAAGAGAAUGACCAAUGCAGAGAUGGAGGAGGAGCAAAGGAUAGAGUUGACAAAUGACUUUACCGCUCUUUAAACAGCACCAGGCAGUAUGCCUGUGUCAGACCUCUGAGUUCCUGAGUGAGCAGAAAUCGUGUGGAAAAGUGUGUCCCCUAAAAAUCAAUCUCAAGGACCUUUGUGAAGCGACUUCUUCGUUUGACUGUCUCUGAAAUAUGUUGGAUGAUGGAAACUGGGUUUUUCUUCUGUUUUCUGUACAGGCUACUUUGCAUUUCUGCCUGUGAAUAGCAAGCUUAUUAAAGCAAAACACCAAAGAACAUUAACAUAUGAAUAUUGUAUGUUCCUGCUCUUCUGAAAUACCAUCACGCCCCCUUGUGGACACACACACACACACCGCUUUGACCGUCACAGGCUGAUGGGAAAUGUGCUCACACUGCAGAGUCACACAUCUGUAUAAUGAAAUGCAGAAGCCAUAUAGAUUUUUCUGUUGUUGGUAAAGUUAAAUAAAUAGGUGAAUCUCAAAAUCAUGUUAUUGUCCAGGAGACAUUUAACCCCAGAAUCAGAAGAGAUUUGACUUUUUUUUUUCUUCUCUAAAAAAAAAAAAAAAAAAACUUUUUUUUUUUGCAUGCUUUUGCAAUGUUUUUUUUUUCUGCAUUAUCGUAAUGAGAAUAUAAUUUAGGUUUUGCUGUGAAAUGUGACUUUGACAGGGUUUCGUGCGAUUCAUCCUAUGGCUUUUGUAAUAUCAAUUACAAUAAAGCGCCAAAUUUGA